Syngnathus acus (greater pipefish) is the source of this 934-nucleotide messenger RNA. It is a transcript of the gene cmbl, whose product is annotated as carboxymethylenebutenolidase homolog (Pseudomonas). Lineage: Eukaryota; Metazoa; Chordata; Actinopteri; Syngnathiformes; Syngnathidae. Gene Ontology annotation, molecular function: hydrolase activity. The record is from RefSeq and is a predicted model, not a curated record. The transcript is spliced from 6 exons. The coding region runs from base 97 to 834 and encodes 245 amino acids.
AACAGCGAUCGUGUUCAGAUCACAAACCAAACUCCUCUGCGCGUGACAAGCUGCGAGACUUUCAGUUCCUUUGCUUCCAAGUUGGAGAACAGCACGAUGGCAAACGAGGCGAGACCUUGUCCUUGUGAUAUUGGGGAUCGAAUGGAAUAUGGGGGCCUUGGUCAGGAGGUCCAGAUCGAGCACUUUAAAGCAUAUUUAGUGAAGCCAUCAGAAGCAUCUGACAAGGCCAUCAUUGUCAUCCAAGACAUAUUUGGAUGGCAGCUUCCAAACACCAGAUACAUGGCUGACAUGCUUGCUGCCAAUGGAUACUUGGCUAUUUGCCCAGAUUUCUUCCUCGGAAAGGAGCCGUGGAACUCAUCACGUGACUGGUCCUCAUUUACAGAAUGGGUCGAAGAUAAAAAGCCGACCAACAUCGACAAAGAGGUGAAUCUACUGCUGAGGUUCUUGAAGGAGCAAUAUGGGGUAAAACGCAUCGGAGUGGUGGGCUUUUGUUGGGGAGGAAUCGCCACACAUUAUCUGGCCUUUAGCAACCCCGAGGUUAAAGCCGGAGUGUCAUUUUACGGUAUCAUCAAACUCGAAAAGGACAGGUAUGAUCUCAAGAGCCCAACCCUUUUUAUCUUUGGAGAGAAUGACAAUAUAAUACCACUGGAUCAAGUGAGUGCUCUUGAAGCAAAGCUGAAGGAGAAAUGCACAGUGGAUUACCAGGUGAAGAUCUUCCCUGGGCAGGACCAUGGGUUUGCCCACCGAAAGAGAGAAGAUAUCAGCCCAACAGACGAGCCCAAAAUUCUGGAGGCCAGGGCUGAUAUGAUCAAUUGGCUGAACAAGUACAUUUAAGUCUUUGCAAAGUCAAGUCUAAGCGGGAGGAGCAUUGCUUAUUAAACCUCCUGCAUGCAAAACGAUGUCAUGGAAUAAAAUAUUACAAUUUACACAUUUC